This is a messenger RNA of Aspergillus niger, 1092 nucleotides long. RefSeq lists its product as uncharacterized. Lineage: Eukaryota; Fungi; Ascomycota; Eurotiomycetes; Eurotiales; Aspergillaceae. The record is from RefSeq and is a predicted model, not a curated record. The transcript has 4 exons. The coding region runs from base 1 to 1092 and encodes 363 amino acids. Gene Ontology annotation, molecular function: oxidoreductase activity, acting on the CH-OH group of donors, NAD or NADP as acceptor.
AUGUCAUCGUCAGGACACGGCCAGCAUGUUCUUUUAACCGGGGCAAACGGUUUUGUCGCAUCGCAUAUCCUCUCUAUCUUGCUGGAUGCUCAGCGUGGCUACACGGUGACCGCGACAGUGCGAUCUCAAGCAAAAGCGGACGAAGUGGUUAAGGCUCACCCUGAUUGGAAAGGGAAGAUUGAAUUUGCGAUCGUGUCGGAUUUCACCUCCCAAAAACCGUUUAACACCUUGUUCGAAGAGAACAAAAUUGCCUUCGAUUAUGUCAUUCAUACGGCAUCCCCAUUGAAGUUUGACAUUAAGGAUAUCCAGAAAGAAAUGAUUGAACCGGCUGUCAAGGGCACGACUCAAAUUCUGGAAAGCGCUCACCAACACGGUGGAAGCGCGCUCAAACGCUUCAUCCUUUUAGGCAGCGCGGUCUCAGUCCUGGAUUCCUUCGAAGACAUGAGUCGAGAAGGACGCCCAUACACCGAGAAAAGUUGGAAUCCAGUAACUGCGCAACAGGCAAUCGAGCGUAAUGACACAGUGCUGGGCUAUAACGUUUCUAAGACCCAAGCCGAGCGCAAAGCCUGGGAAUUUAUGCAGGCAAAUAAUCCCAACUUUGACCUCACAGUUAUUAAUCCCGAUAUUAUCACUGGACCCAUGAUCCAUCCAAUCACCGGGAAGGGGUCGAUCAAUGAAACUAAUCAUUUUGCCAUUGCGAGCUUCAUCGACGGGACUAAUUCCAAGGUUGAGGACGUACGGUUUCCAUUCUAUCACUUUGUCGACGUGCGCGACGUGGCAAGGAGCCAUGUGGAUGCACUUUCUAAUCCCGCUGCCGGAGGGCAGCGUAUCCUGCUGAUCUCGGGGCUUAUUACACCGCAGCUAGUAGUCAAUAUCAUCCGAAAGCAUUUUUCAGAACUACGCGAAAAGGUUCCGGUCGGUAUACCGGAUAGGGUACUGCCUGAGGGGGUGCAUCCUACCGGGUGGGAUAUGCGAGUUAGCUUAGACGUGCUCUCCAAGGGAAAGGGCAGUCAGUGGCAGUAUAUUGGCUUGGAGGAGAGUGUGAAGGAUGCAGUGCAGUCUAUGCUUCAGCACAACGUGUUGCCUGUAUAA